Molecule: messenger RNA, 1617 nt
Organism: Lottia gigantea (owl limpet)
Lineage: Eukaryota; Metazoa; Mollusca; Gastropoda; Lottiidae
Exons: 15
Coding region: 1-1617 (538 amino acids)
Biological process (GO): protein import into peroxisome matrix
Cellular component (GO): peroxisomal membrane; cytosol
Molecular function (GO): ATP binding; ATP hydrolysis activity
Source: RefSeq, a predicted model, not a curated record
AUGUAUAACAAUGUUUUAUUCUACAGACCAGUAGAUGGAUAUAGAAUACAAGUAUUACCUACUAUAUUACUAUCAGGUCCUGUUGGUUGUGGUAAAAUGACUGUUAUAGAAUGUGCUGCUCUUAGACUAUGUUUACAUAUACAACAGGUCAAUUGUCAUGAUUUGAUAGGAGAAACACCAGGUGCAACAGAAUCCAGAAUUAAAAACUGCUUUAUGGCUGGUAGUGUAUAUGCACCAUGUAUACUGGUAUUAAAAAAUAUUCAUGCUCUCGGUAAAGAAAGAGGUGGACAGUCUGAAGAUCCAAGAGUGAUCAGUGGGUUUCAUAAGAAUAUUAAACAGAUGGCUGUUGAGAGAAGGGAGUAUCCAUUAGUUAUAAUAGCUACUACUAAUAACAUACGAGCUGUAUCAGAAAAUAUGCAGGAAACUUUCUUACAUGAUAUCGAGAUGGAGGGACCAAAUGAAACAAAUAGAUUUGACAUAUUAGAAGCUCUGGUAGAUGAUGAACCAUUAGCUGCUGAUCUAUCUAUAAAACAUAUAGCACAGAGAACAGCUGGUUUUGUUUUGGGUGAUCUAGUGUGUCUGGUAGCUCAUGCUAGAAGAGAAGCUUAUGCCAGUACACUGAAAUUAUGUGGUCCAGUACAUGAUAUAUGUAUUGAAGAAGAAGAAGAUAUAGUUUGUGCUGGUGUUGUUUUACAACAGAAUCAUUUUGAAGCAGCAUUAGAUAAAUUACAAACAGCUCAUUCUGAUGCUAUUGGAGCACCUAAGAUACCAAACGUAACAUGGGAUGAUGUUGGUGGAUUAAGUAGUGUGAAAUCAGAUAUUCUAGAUACUGUUCAACUUCCUUUACAACAUCCUGAAUUAUUAUCAGCUGGAUUAAAACGAUCAGGUGUAUUAUUAUAUGGUCCACCUGGAACUGGUAAAACUUUAUUAGCGAAAGCUGUAGCUACAGAAUGUUCUUUAAACUUUCUCAGUGUCAAGGGUCCUGAAUUAAUCAAUAUGUAUGUUGGUCAAAGUGAAGAAAAUAUUAGAGAGGUGUUUAAAAGAGCUAGAAGUGCAACACCAUGUGUGAUAUUUUUUGAUGAAUUAGAUUCUCUAGCACCUAAUAGAGGUAAAAGUGCUGAUUCUGGUGGAGUUAUGGACAGAGUGGUGUCACAACUAUUAGCAGAAUUAGAUGGUUUGGGAAAGUCUUGUGAUGUCUUUGUGAUUGGGGCUACAAAUAGACCAGAUCUUUUAGAUCCUGCCUUAUUGAGACCUGGAAGAUUUGAUAAAUUAUUAUAUUUGGGAAUCAGUGAAGAUAGAGAAACUCAGUGUAAAAUUUUAAAAGCUCUAACUAGAAAGUUCCGCUUAGGAAAACAGUGUAAACUAAAAAAAGUUGUAGAGAAAUGUCCAUGGAAUAUGACCGGUGCUGAUUUCUAUGCUCUUAGUUCUGAUGCUAUGUUAAAUGCAAUGAAAAGAAAAAUACAGAAACUGGAAUUAGGAGAAACAGUAGAUACUAGUGUUGUAUGUGUUCAAGAAGAAGAUUUCUUAAAAGCUUUAUCAACAUUAAUACCAUCAGUAUCAGAGACUGAACUAGCUCGAUAUAAAGUUAUCAGAGAAAGAUUUGAAGUACCAGAUUGA